UCGUUUUAAAACGGCGCAGGGCAAGGAAGGGUUGAGGAGCAUCUUAGGUCGGAGGGCGCGGGGAGGGGGGUUAUUUCGGUUGUGAUUGGCUGGAGGCAGCUGUCAAUCUUAUAUAUCACUAUAAAAGGCGAGUUAGGGUUGUGGACGAGUUCAAGGCAAGCGUGAGUCCGUGACUGGCGCCGGGUGAGAGAGGUCCGUUCGAAAGUGGCGCGUGCCUGUUCGCCCGCCCAGCCACCCUGCCUCCCUCCCUCUUUCGUCCCCUCGCGUAGUUGGUCAUGAGAAAGAGCUGAUUCCCAGGACAGUGGAAUGUGAGAGACAACAAGGAAUUCUUGCAGCUAUGCUCCAGUGGUUGAAUGCACCUACCUGCCUGUCUUCAUAGAUCUUGCAGGUUUUCUUUAAAAAUACUACAAAAAUGAGUGAAGAAAACACAGAUGCAACUACUAGCUGCAGCAAAGUUAGAACCGGUACUCAGAAUGAAGCUGCCUUACUGGCUCUUAUGGAAAAGACAGGUUACAACAUGGUUCAAGAAAAUGGACAGCGAAAAUUUGGUGGGCCUCCACCAGGUUGGGAAGGUCCUCCACCACCCCGAGGCUGUGAAGUUUUUGUGGGGAAAAUUCCCCGUGAUAUGUAUGAAGAUGAAUUAGUUCCUGUUUUUGAAAGAGCUGGGAAGAUCUAUGAAUUCAGGCUGAUGAUGGAAUUUAGUGGUGAGAAUCGUGGAUAUGCAUUUGUAAUGUAUACAACCAAAGAAGAAGCUCAGCUUGCUAUUCGAAUACUUAAUAAUUACGAGAUUCGUCCUGGAAAGUUUAUUGGUGUUUGUGUAAGUUUGGAUAAUUGCAGAUUAUUUAUUGGAGCUAUUCCAAAGGAAAAGAAGAAAGAGGAGAUCUUAGAAGAAAUGAAGAAAGUCACAGAAGGUGUGGUAGAUGUCAUUGUGUAUCCAAGUGCAACUGACAAGACAAAGAACCGUGGUUUUGCCUUUGUAGAGUAUGAAUCCCACAGAGCUGCAGCAAUGGCAAGGAGAAAACUAAUUCCUGGAACAUUUCAGUUAUGGGGCCAUACUAUUCAAGUAGAUUGGGCAGAUCCAGAAAAAGAAGUUGAUGAAGAAACAAUGCAGAGAGUUAAAGUAUUGUAUGUUAGAAAUUUGAUGAUCUCUACUACAGAAGAAACAAUCAAGACUGAAUUUAACAAAUUUAAGCCAGGAGCUGUUGAGCGUGUAAAGAAACUUCGAGAUUAUGCUUUUGUUCACUUCUUUAAUCGAGAUGAUGCAGUUGCUGCUAUGUCAGUUAUGAAUGGGAAAUGUAUUGAUGGAGCUAGCAUCGAGGUGACGCUAGCAAAACCAGUUAACAAAGAGAGCACUUGGAGACAACAUCUUAAUGGUCAAAUUAGUCCCAGUUCUGAAAAUCUUCUAGUCUUUACAAAUAAAGAAGAUAGUCAUCAGAAGUCUCUAGCAAAACCAGCAACUCUUCCAAUUCGCCUUAAUGGACAGCAUAGUACAAGCCCUCCUGAAAUUGAAAGGUGUACUUACCCAUUUUUCCCAGGAAUAAAGCUUACUCCAGUUAGCAUAUAUUCUUUAAAAUCUAGUCAUUUUAGUUCUGCAACAAUGCAGUUAGAUUAUUAUUGCAACAAAAAUAACUGGGCACCUCCAGAUUAUUACUUAUUUUCAACUACAAGUCAAGAUGGAAAAGUAUUGCUCGUGUAUAAGAUCAUUAUUCCUUCUGUUGCAAAUGGAUCCCAGAGUCAUUUCAUGCCAGACAAGCUCUGCACGACAGUAGAAGAUGCAAAAGAAUUAGCAGCACAAUUUGCAUUGCUGCACUUGGAUUACAAUUUCUGCCGAAGUUCAAUAAACAGCAUUUCUCCUGUUAGUGCUACUCUUGCUGCCGGAACUACCAGUGUGCUGUCGUAUACAUCAAGACCAUACUCUUAUCCAAGCUAUCCUUUGUCACCAUCAAUUCCACUUCCUAAUGGUAACCAUGUUGGACAGCGUCUGUAUAUCUCCAGUCAGGCCUCAUUCUUUUGAGGGAAAUAAAAGGCAAGCUGAAAGUAGAAUAAAUUUAUUUUAAAAUUAUAAUUUAGUUUUAGUUUUAAUCGGGUCCACACAAUUAGUUCUGGUGAGUUAAAUAUGUAUGUAUUUUACAGAUUACUUAUAAAUUCACAGAAUUUGGGUGAAGAUGAAUGUUCCAAAUGUGUUCUCACUUGCCAAGAAUAGGAUUGUUUCUAAAAUAUGAUAUAAUAGUUCCUGGUUAUCAAACUGUAAACAAGAGAACUCAUUCAAGCUUUUUUUUUU
This is a messenger RNA of Pogona vitticeps (central bearded dragon), 2281 nucleotides long. It is a transcript of the gene RBM46, whose product is annotated as RNA binding motif protein 46. NCBI's taxonomy places the organism in Eukaryota, Metazoa, Chordata, Lepidosauria, Squamata, Agamidae. Gene Ontology annotation, molecular function: RNA binding. The record is from RefSeq and is a predicted model, not a curated record.